AUUAAAUAUACGUUUUAAAAGGGACACGAUAUUCAAAUUAGGCUGUUAGUAUAUUAUCCGAAAAAUGAAAAGUCAUUUCGUAUGUAUACUACUACAAAAUUCAUAAAUUUAUAAUUAUACAAAUUAACCGUAAAAUUUUCCUCGUAUUCGUUAGAAAAAUAUUCUAAAGGACGGGUUGAGGUAGCGACCAUCAUAAUAUAAUAAUCAUUAACAAACAUUUUUAUAUUGGGAAUAUAUAGUCGAAAUAAUCUCGAAAAUAUCUGCAUGAAUUAUAAUUGCGAGCCAAUAUGGACGUUGUCGGUGACUUUUUUUUUAGAAAAUGUUUAACUGAUAAAUAGAUUUGAGUGAUUUACACGUUGUAAUAUAAAUAAUUUUGAAAUCUUCUGGUUUUAUACUUUCAACAUAUGACUUAUAUUAUGAACUAAUGCGUAAUGAACCUACAAUGUACUUUAUAAUUUGUAAUCAUUUAUUAACAAAUGGAAUAUGUAUUAUUCACUAGUAGAUUUCAAGUAGUUACGUGAACUCAUAUCCUGUGCUCAAAUGGUAAUACAUUUUGCGAAUUUCAAGUUAACGUAGCAGUUAAAUAUAUAUGUACCUCGACAUCACUCUAAUCUCACGACACUCACGAAUACAAGAUGUCAGAAAUUCAGGAAAUUUCUGCUAACAAAAGUUUCGGAGGAUGGCAGAAAGUGUACUCACACGAUAGCUUGACAUUAGGAUGCAAGAUGAAUUUUGGUAUCUAUUUGCCACCGCAAACAAAAGAAGAACCAGUGCCUGUUAUUUAUUGGCUAUCAGGUUUAACGUGCACCGAAGCAAAUUUCAUUCAAAAAGCUGGUGCUCAAAAGUAUGCCGCCGAACAUGGAGUGAUCCUUGUUGCACCUGAUACAAGUCCCCGAGGACUUGAAAUUCCUGGUGAGGAAGACAGUUGGGAUUUUGGAACUGGUGCAGGUUUCUAUGUCAAUGCUACUGCGGAGCCUUGGAAGACCAAUUAUAAAAUGUUUUCAUACAUUACGAAAGAAUUACCAACAUUGAUUAAUCAAAAUUUUCCAACCAUUCCUGGAAAUCAGUCUAUAAUGGGUCACAGCAUGGGAGGUCACGGUGCAUUAAUAUCUGCAUUGAAGAAUCCUGGUCAAUAUAAGACAGUUUCAGCUUUUGCACCAAUUAGCAAUCCAAUUAAAUGUCCAUGGGGUAAAAAAGCUUUUUCAGGGUAUUUUGGUGAAAAAACAGCGGAGUCUGAGUGGAAAAACUGGGAUGCUACAGAACUUGUAAAACAAUACAAAGGCCCACCGUUAGAUAUUUUAGUCGAUCAGGGCACGGAAGACAAUUUUUUAAAACAAGGACAGCUCCUACCUGAAAAUUUAUUAGCUGCCACAAAAGAUGCUGGAUUAACUUUAGUAUUAAGAAAUCAAGAUGGAUAUGAUCACAGUUACUUCUUUAUAUCAACCUUCAUUGAAGAUCACAUUAUACACCAUGCAAAAUACCUAAAAAGCUAGGCAUGUGUCAGAAUUUUGCUUCAUCCAUUAAUGCCAUGAAUGUCUAAACCAGUAGCAUUCAUUUAUUUGACUUAUGUUCAUAAUUAAAACUCAACUUGUGCUCUUUUCAGUGUACAUUCCAUGAUAUAUAUGAGAUUUUAAAUAAAAAUGUUUUUCUGGA
This is a messenger RNA of Orussus abietinus, 1653 nucleotides long. Its product is annotated as S-formylglutathione hydrolase. Gene Ontology annotation, cellular component: cytosol. Gene Ontology annotation, molecular function: S-formylglutathione hydrolase activity. The coding region runs from base 636 to 1493 and encodes 285 amino acids. The transcript is spliced from 5 exons. The record is from RefSeq and is a predicted model, not a curated record. NCBI's taxonomy places the organism in Eukaryota, Metazoa, Arthropoda, Insecta, Hymenoptera, Orussidae. Gene Ontology annotation, biological process: formaldehyde catabolic process.